This is a messenger RNA of Symbiodinium natans, 1050 nucleotides long. The record is from the annotation of a GenBank genome assembly. Lineage: Eukaryota; Dinophyceae; Suessiales; Symbiodiniaceae.
AUGGCCAUGGCAUUGCGUUCAUUGGCGCUGGCGUGGCUCUUGGACGCAGCCCUGGGGGGAAGCGGCUGCAACGAGCAGGUCAAGGAUUUGGGACCCUGGAUCGGCUCCGUCGAUGUGGAGAAGACCGAGGAGGGCUACAGGGUCUUGUUGGAGCUUCUGGGCGGCGACGUGGCCGCCUCCUCCACUGAGUCCGUGGAACUGUUGGUUGGGCGCGAGGUGGGGCAGACAAAGCACUUCGUCCUGCCAAAGGCAGGUGCCCGAAAGGGUGGGGUCCUGGAGCUCCGAACUGACGAGGAGCUACUGGGUGGAGUGGGAGACAGCUUCUUCAUGCAGGCCACGCUGGCGGAGUACAACGGGAACAAUCAUGGCCCCGAAAGCCUGUCCUGCCGGGCAGGGGUGCUGAGACACAGCACGUGCCGCCGCACAGAGAAGGACGUAGCUUCACCUCCCUCAUCGCUGGGAACCCCAGGUACUACCGGGCCACGCCCGGAUCACCAACCCGGUCAGGGCGGGCACAUGAUGAGAGGUGCUGGUGCAGGUAUGCACGAAGGUGGGCAGCACAUGCGCAGCGCUACCCACAACAUGCCGCACCAAGGCGUGCCGCACCAAGGCAUGCCGCACCAAGAGGGCAUGAGACACCAAGAGGCCAGUCAGCAGGCCAUGGUGCAGCAGCCACCGGAGGCCCUGGACGAGUGCCAUCCAAGCUCCAACCCUUGCAAAGGGGGCAGUGCUUGCCAGGUGUCCAGACAGGGCAACUACCUCUGCGUCAAGGCCGAGCCUCAGACCAGCCUCCGCAGUUUCGCGGAUCCCUCCACUGGCCACGGCUUUAGGAUGCUGGUGGCCGGGGCACUCUUCGUCUGCCUGUCCUGCCUCUGCGGAGCUCUCUUCCUGCAUCGCUUUGUCGCACCUCGUGGCGCGCGGAACAUGGAGUCCAUGCCCAAGGUCAUGGGGAAGGUGGUGGAUGGCAACCUCUCUACCGUCCAGACCAUGACCCGAAGCCGGGCCUUUGAAAACGAUUCCGACAGCGACGAUGGCCUGAGAGUCUGGUGA